Molecule: messenger RNA, 4053 nt
Organism: Coregonus clupeaformis (lake whitefish)
Lineage: Eukaryota; Metazoa; Chordata; Actinopteri; Salmoniformes; Salmonidae
Product: inositol-tetrakisphosphate 1-kinase-like
Exons: 11
Coding region: 536-1771 (411 amino acids)
Biological process (GO): inositol trisphosphate metabolic process
Cellular component (GO): cytoplasm
Molecular function (GO): ATP binding; inositol-3,4,5,6-tetrakisphosphate 1-kinase activity; inositol-1,3,4-trisphosphate 6-kinase activity
Source: RefSeq, a predicted model, not a curated record
CGCUGUCCCAGGCGCCGCUCCAGAAUCUCCCAUAAGUGUUGAAAUGGGUAGUGACUGAGACGGCCGUGACAUAUGGUUUACUUCGUUUUCAUGCUUAUCAAGGGUAUAAGGACCCGCUUGACAACCGAUAUUUCAUUUAAGAAUUUAUUGAAAUUAGGGUACGGUUAAGGUAAGGGUCAGUUUUUGGCUGUCGGUUUAAGCGUCAACUGUGUCCUCCCCAGCAAGCUAGCUAACGGUAUGCAUGGUUGUUUAGCGUGCAUGCGCUAGGGCUACAUAAAGGAGCUCUACUCGAGGGUGUGUGCACGCAGUCAGGUAAGAUCGGAGAAAAGACAUCCGUGCAGUGCUUGGUCACAACUUCAGCUUGAACAACCAGCCGAACGGAGAAUGGAAAGCUAGCUAUCAGGCUAGCUAGCUAGGUGAAAUUCAAGGAGGACAUGUGCUAGCUGGUUCGUGUGGAACGACAGUUUCCUGUUUUCGCAAGUGUCCAGGUUGAGUCGACCGUAACAUCUGGAUUGAGAACAUACGCGAGGUGGAGAUGCAGACUUUUUUGAAAGGCAGAAGAGUGGGUUACUGGCUCAGCGAGAAGAAGAUGAAGAAGCUGAAUUUUCAGGCCUUUGCUGAUUUGUGCAGGAAAAGAGGAAUAGAAGUGGUCCAGCUGGACCUGAGCCAGCCCCUGGAGGAGCAGGGUCCCCUGGACGUCAUCAUCCACAAACUGACCGACCUGAUCCUGGAGGCCGACCAGAACGACACACAGUCAGUCCUGCUGGUGCAGAGAGUGCAGGACUACAUUGAUGCCCACCCUGAGACCAUUGUGCUGGACCCCCUCCCAGCAAUCAGGACCCUGCUGGACCGCUGCAAGUCCUACCAGCUCAUCCAUCGGAUAGAGGACUGCAUGCAAGAUAAGAGGAUCUGCUCUCCCCCGUUCAUGGUUCUGAACACUGAGUGUGGUCCAGACACACUGGAGCAGAUUGAGAAGCAUGGACUCACAUUCCCCUUUAUUUGCAAAACACGAGUAGCCCAUGGAACCAACUCCCACGAGAUGGCCAUCAUAUUCAGUGAGGAGGACCUGAAGGGCGUGAAGCCUCCGUGUGUGAUCCAGAGCUUCAUCAACCAUAACGCUGUGCUCUACAAGGUGUUUGUGGUGGGGGAGUCCUACACGCUGGUGGAGAGACCCUCCCUGAAGAACUUCCCCGCUGGACCAGCAGACAGAAAAGCAAUUUUCUUCAACAGCCACAACGUAUCAAAGCCAGAGUCCUCUUCAGACCUGACAUCUAGGGACAACGUGGAGGGGGUCUCCCAGCCACCCAGUGAUGAUGUCAUCAGAGAGCUGUCCAGGUCCUUGCGACAGGAGCUGGGCGUGUCCUUGUUUGGCAUUGACGUCAUCAUCAACAACCUUACGGGCCAACACGCCGUCAUCGAUAUCAAUGCAUUCCCUGGUUAUGAGGGUGUCCCAGAGUUCUUCAACGACCUCCUGACCCACAUCACCAGUGUGCUCCAGACUCAUGCCCCCGACAGCCCCCCAGCCAGCGAGCAGCCCAAAGGCCUGGAAUCCAGCGCUACGGUACCCACAGCCCCCACCCCAACCCCAGCCCCGGGCUCCCCAGGCUGUUGCAGCAUGCUGGGGAAGGAGGCCAGCAGCAGCCCCUGGAUCGUGGAGGGGGAUGGGAACCUGAAGGGCCCCCGCCAGAGACUGGGCUGUAACUCAGCCAUGUCCCCCAACUUCCAGCAGCACUGUGUGUCCACAAUAGCCACCAAGGCUUCCUCCCAAUGACUGCCCUCCUCUUCCACCUUAGCCCCCACCCUGUAUUAACCUCCAACAAAAACAGAUGAUUGUGACAAUAAUGAAUAAUAGUCAUUAUUAUGAUAUUAAUUCUAAUAUCUGUAAUCAAAAACCUACUUUUUUUCUAUGUAGAUAUUGAUGGUGAUUGGGUGUAGAUUUUUUUUCUCUGCCUUUUUUGGAUUGUUUUGUUUAAUAAGACUCACAGUACUGUAAUGUGAACUUUUGGGAACUCUGCUUAAUUACUGAUUUUAGUUUCUCUCUGUGAAAUCUCUGUAAUCAAGUGGUCCACAUGAGAUGGUUAGGGGAAUGGCCUUGUCUGGCCUUUUGAUUACAGCAGUGAAGAAAAAGGCAAUUUUAACAUCCUAUGCUCCAGACACACAUACAUUUCCUGCAUUGAAAGUCACCAGUGAUGACUUGUUACCACUCUGUCAAAAAGGGGAGUUAGGGUAGAAGGGAUAAAAAUGUAUUUUAUUGUCAUAUAUACCAGAUAGGUGCAGUGAAAUGUGUUGUAGGGCAAGAUUAUUGUCUGGGUAUUAUAACACUCAUCCACAGGUUUGGAGCAGCUGCCUGUGCGAAGGGCACGCAUAUCAACUGACUUAAAGCAGAAGAACCCACUCUAUCAUUUCCAAAAUAACAAGCAAUUCAUUGGGGUCUUGGUCGACAUUAGAUAAGAUUAAAUUGAACGCUGGUUGCUUUACUGUGUGCCAUUUAAUUGACAAUAUGCUCUGUGUAGUGCAAGGCUCUUGUCAUGUGAAUUUCAUAUUCUUCACAACAGCAGAAACAAAGUAGAUUUUAAUAUCAAGAUACAGUACAUGUAGCACGAAAGGCUGAAAAUACCUGCAUAAACCUUUGAUCACACCUGAUAUAAUCAUUUGUCAGCAGAAAAAUAAAUAUUUGUUCAUGUGACCAAGUUUAAUAUGGAAUAAUGUUUAUAAAGGCUUUUUGAGUGUUUGUCAGAUAUGGUUGAGGUUUAUACAGGUGUUUUAUGUGACUACAAACCAGUCCAUUUCCUUGCCUCUCAUAACUUGAUUGGCGUUGCUCCAGCAUUGCUGAAAGAUGAGGAUCACAUUCCGUUUGUGUGUGUUUUCAAAAAGUAUUCCAGAAUUCCAAUGCUUUAGUGAAAAAUGACUGUUUUAUGGAAUUGAAUCGGCAUGGUGAACUCUGUCAUUCCUUCUCCCUCCAUUACUACUCAUUCAAAACUCAAUUCAACCUCUGGGCCUCUUUAAUACAGUGUUCAAUUGGUAUUGUGUUCAGAAAACGAACUCUUACUCCACUAAUUUCUAAUUGAAUGAUAUAGAAUAUAUAUAUUUAGCCAACUAAAUCAACAGAAAUUAUAAUUUUUGUGACCAUUAAGUGAAUAAUGUCUUGAUGACAACGCUAAGGAUUCUUUAUGUUCUCAGUACUUUCAGCCUUAUUGACAAGACAUCAUUUUAAGCAGACUGCUGGCAUCUAUUAAACAGUGAAACACCAUCUAGUCAGCCCGGUGCUCUCUUAUAUAGCCGGUAACGACAGUCUCCAAACACCCUGUAAGCAUCAGCUGCUGUGUCAUUUUGAGAUGUCACAAUAUGUUAAAAUAAGAGAACAUUUUCAAAUUUUGCUCCCAAUGUUCAGAGAAACUUUUUAAAACUUAUUUUGUUAAUGUUUUUGUCCUGACAUUUACUAAGAGCAAUUUAUUUUGAGAUUCUAUGGGGAGGGAAAUUAUUUUUAUAUAGUGGAGUGAUGAUUCGAACAAAUAAGGGAUUCUUGUCAGACGAGUAGUGAAAUGAUUGGUUGGCAAAUGAAAUGAUCUUCAGAACUGCAAGACCAAGCUUACAGCUGCCACUGUCUUCACCCUUAGCAUCCAGUUGAAGUGCAAGGAAAAGAGUGCAGGGCUGCCAACUCGAUGUUAAAUAAUAGGGUGUUUUAAGCACUGCUUAAUCCUGGAGGAGCAAGCAUCAGCAUAUAGAAUAAGUAGGCUGGCACACUGAAUUGACACGUUAAUCAGAGGUUACUUAGCCCCAAUAGCCUGGUGACAGUGACUGACCGUCUAAACAGUGUAGCCAUUCCACCUGCAGCCCUCCAGGACAAGAGUUGAGUAGCAGUGCUCCUAAAGCCUUUCCUAUUGAAGGACACAUCCUCAUCCCUGUGUGGGUGAACAGUGACCAAGGAGAUAAUGUCUUAACCAAGCCAUGCCCAGUAUGUUGUGGAAACACUUACAUCUCUACAUCACUAUAGUGUGUUCUUCAUUGUGCUUCUAAAUGGGAAAUAAAUAUUAACCCUACUUACUACCUUGA